Messenger RNA from Aphanomyces invadans, 1241 nucleotides. RefSeq lists its product as hypothetical. The record is from RefSeq and is a predicted model, not a curated record. The coding region runs from base 1 to 1029 and encodes 342 amino acids. The transcript has 3 exons. Lineage: Eukaryota; Oomycota; Saprolegniomycetes; Saprolegniales; Verrucalvaceae.
AUGGACGGCGACGAUGCUGCAACGGCGCUGAACAAAGGCCUCUCGAAGCUCCUUCAAGGAAAGAAGCUAUCCAUGAAAAGGAAGCGAAGUCGACAAGAAUAUGUCCAGGACGAGAAUGCCAUAACGCCAGAGGCUGCCUUGGACCUUGUCAAGAAGGGGAUUCGGUACGCGUUGAAUCCAGCCGACUCUUGUCGAAGGACGGUGGCUGCAACGUUAAAAGCGCUAUCACAAAGCGCACCGCCGCUUCCCGAGAUCUAUCGAAUAUGGGAAUGCUUGUUUGAUCGAUCAAAAGCAUUCCGCGUCGAGCUUGUGGGGCAACUGCAGCCAAUCUGCCGCAUCUUACACGCCAAGGACCUCUACAACCUAGACGUCCUCAAGCUUUUUCGCGCAUGGGAUACGAAAUUCGGCGGAGGGAUGCCUCAACUUCGAGCCGCUGUUAGUUCCAUACCGUCGAAAUGGACGUCCAUGCUCCAGGAGCAUGACCGCGACACCCACGUCCAGGCCGAGAAUAGUCAAAUGGAAACGUCCAUGUCUGACAUGCAGUUCGAGCACAUGCAACGACAGGUUGAUGCCCACGCCACGGCCAUUCUUGCACACGUGGACAGCAUGCAGGAGACUUGUGGGAUUUUGGUGCCAACUGUCGAAAAUUGCUUUGCCGCGCUACUUCCGCGCCGUUCCGUCUACGGCGAUGACGAUGACGACGGGUGGGAAGAUGUCGUCGUGGCACCUUCGGUUGCAACCAUGGACCUACCAGAAGUCAUUGCUUCGUGCGGCCUCGGAAGCGCCGCUUAUUCAAUCAGCGUUGCAAUUCCAGACACCAUUGACGCCAAUGAUCUCGAGCUGUUGAGGAGAACGCUGCAAGAACAGACCGAUGAGAUCCACAAGCGCUUUCUGCCUCAAGUUCAGGCGUGGGUGGCGAUCGCUAUGCAAACCAGGCCGGGAUCUGAGCAGGCGAUGAAGGUCAGAGAAUUGGAAAAACUGCUCCAAAGUGCGUUAGCGAAAGCCAGCGAGUUUCUCAAGAGUCCUUGACGAGAUCAAGUGGUGAAAAACGUGUCGUUGACUGUAGCAAUCUGUCGUUUAUAUGCAGGAGAUGUCUCUUGUUCGAUCAAAGGUCGGAAUACCAAGGACUUGCCGAUUGACCUGGUCGUGAGCGCAACAUUGGAGCAGCUGGAGCUGCAUUGCCGAAUAUCCAAGGUGCCAAUGGAAUCGCCAACGGAAUCCCUCACCGCAUGCGUAAAAGC